AUGACAAUGGAUAUUGUUCCAAAGAAUCAGAGGUUCAAUACUAGAAGGAGCAAUACAGAGGAGCUUGUGCCUGGUAUACUAACCAUACAAAAGCCUCCUAAGCCCCGCAUAAGGCCUGCGAUUGACAAAGAAAGGAAAAAGUUUCUUGAAGAAAUCCGAAAAAAAAAAGCAUGGAUGGAGAAAGAAGAUCGUGAAUGGAUACCUAGAAGCAUUCUCAAAGAAAAGAAGAAAAAAGCAAAGACAGAAAAGAAAAAACACAACAAACUGGAUGAUCACCCAAAAGAAGACACUGACAAUGACAUAGCUGCAAGCCUAGAAACUGAAGGAAGUGAUGAGGACACAGAGGUUGAUGAGGAAAUGGAACUGCUCUAUAGUGAUGCUGAGUCAAGUGAGGGCAGCGAAUUUGAUGUAGAUGAAGUGGGGACUGAACAGCCUGCAGCAUUGGCAGUUGAGCUAGGACAUCUUGUGAAAGUUGGUCACAAGUACAAAUGCUUCUACUGUACUAAACAAUGUAGCAGCCAUGAUGAGGUCUACAGCCACAUUAAAGUUGAUCAUCCAGAUAUUGAUCUUGAUUCCCUAAAUAAAGAUGAGCUGAAUUGUCCCGUUUGUGGACAACACUUUAAGACAUUGUGGCGUUAUCUUCAGCAUACCUCAGUAUGUACCACUGAGACAUACUCACGAUGCAAAAGUUGCCCAUUGUGUGAUAAAGCAACAACAGACCUCUCAGCCCACAUGAAAUAUUAUCAUCAUGAACGGAACUUUAAAUGUCAACAGUGUGAUAAAUAUUUUCCAAGAAGGUAUGCGUUAAAAAAUCACAUAAAGAUCGUUCAUGUUGAGGAAGAGUUUUUGUGUGAAAUUUGUGCAGUUUCUGUUAAAAGCCAAGCAUAUUUAAAAACCCACAUGCUUAUGGUGCAUGGGACAGAGGAAGAUAAGAAGCAUAUAUGUGAAACGUGUGGCAAGAAAUUUUUCAAAAAGUCUACGUUGAAUGAACAUUCUAAGAUUCACAGUAAGAUACUAGACAGAGAGUGUGAUUUUUGUGACAAGAAAUUUUACACAAAAACAGCUUUGAGAAAUCAUGAAAAUAGAAAUCAUAUGGACAUGAUUGAUUGGAAGUUAAGCUGUGACAAGUGUAGUAAGCCUUUUCAUACACAACAUCACCUUAAACGUCAUAUUCAGAUGAAACAUUCUGGGAAUAAACUAAAGCGUAAGGCUAGGAAAUUGAAAGAGGAAAAGCCAUGCAAGUAUCGGUGUGCACAGUGUCACUUGGAAUUUCACAUAAAAUGUAAAUUUGACUCACAUGCCAAAUGGCAUGAGAAUCCAUGCAAAUGUGAAUUUGAUAACACUGUUUGUUGGAGAUCUUUCGCCACUGAGACAGGACUUCAUUCACAUUUGGAAGCUGAUCAUGACAUUAAGAAUUCACAACUUACAUUUAUAUGCAAGAUGUGUGAUGAGGUAUUCAAGGAUAUCUUUUUACAUCGCAAACAUGUUGCAGUGGAGCAUGAAGGAAAACAUUUGGUAGAUUGUGAUUUGUGUAAUUGUGCAUUUGAAAAACGAAAAUGUCUUACAGGACACAAGUUCAAAAAGCAUGGCAUUACUCUCAGCUGGAAAUGUUCAGUGUGUAAUUUGAGAUUUGGUUCUUCUAAUGCAUUGAUAGCACACCAGACAGUUCAUAAUGGAAAGCGUCUAGUAGUUUGUAGACUAUGUGGCCUUGUAUUUGGUAACACUGCAUAUAGGCAGAAGCAUUGGGUCCAUGUUCACAAGAUUAGAAAGCUUGAAAGACCAGAUGAUUUAUCUGGUUUAACAGUGCAACCAUUUAUCUUGGCCAAAAACAUCCAGAGUUACAAAGAUACAGAUGAAACUGUUCAUAUUCCCAUUGACCUUGACAAUCCAGUAAUACCUCAUAUUGAAGAAGAAAGUACACCUGAAUUCAAACAUGAAGGCUCUGGUGCAGAUUCUAACAUAAUGCCAGUCAAAAUUGCUGACUCCCACCCUCCAACAUCAAAACAGAGUGAAAAUGUUCUACUGCCAUUAAAUCAAUCUUUUAUUCCCUUUCACUCUAUGGAUACUAUUCUUCAGUCUGAACUCCCAAUCACUGGACAGGUUAAUCCUCUCAUACCUGGCCCAGAACCAGUUAAUCCUCUGAUUCCCCGCCCAGAACCAGUUAAUCCUCUGAUUCCUUGCCCAGAACCAGUUAAUCCUCUGAUUCCUUGCCCAGAACCAAUUAAUCCUCUGAUUCCCCGCCCAGAACCAGUUAAUCCUCUGAUUCCUGGCCCAGAACCAGGUAAUUCUGAUCCCUCUGAUAUUUGGCUUUGA
Owenia fusiformis is the source of this 2313-nucleotide messenger RNA. NCBI's taxonomy places the organism in Eukaryota, Metazoa, Annelida, Polychaeta, Sabellida, Oweniidae. The record is from the annotation of a GenBank genome assembly.